Messenger RNA from Trichoderma aggressivum f. europaeum, 750 nucleotides. RefSeq lists its product as uncharacterized. NCBI's taxonomy places the organism in Eukaryota, Fungi, Ascomycota, Sordariomycetes, Hypocreales, Hypocreaceae. The coding region runs from base 1 to 750 and encodes 249 amino acids. The record is from RefSeq and is a predicted model, not a curated record. The transcript has 2 exons.
AUGUACCUACCUGAAGCGGCAUAUGCGCGCCAGCGGAGUCAGUGGCAUUGUGCAUGGCGCAUAGUGGUGACGGGCCCCUGUAGCAGCCAGCGGCAGAGGCUCUGGUACAGGGCGGGUACCGCUGUGGUCGAUGGGGCGGAUCAAUGCCCGCCAACAUGGAACGUCGAAGCACCGGAGAGGUACAUACCUGACGAUCCAAUGUUGGGUAGCACUUGGGAGGCGCUGCAAGGAAGCACCGCUGGGGGCGCUGUGGGGAGAGCUCCAGGGCACUGUAGGGCUCCCAAAGGCCCCCAAGAGCUCUCGUGCUCAGCCAAGCAAGCGGCGCUAACGUCUGGCGUCAGUGGAGAUGAGGGAUGGGUGGAGCUGGGCAGCCGGUUUCCGCGGCUGCUGCUGAGACUUGCUGGUGGUGAAACGACGUCUCGGGACGUGGAGAUGAGCUGGGAGCAGCAGAUGGGCAAAUCAGCGCGCAAGGAACACGGAAGCAAUUACGGGUGCUACAGUCGAGCAGUUGAGCAUGUAGGUACUCGUGUCUGGAUGCGGAGAUACGGCACGGCUGAGGCCUAUCAGCGUCGUCAACAAUGGUCCAGGGGCAUCGGAAGGAAAAUUGCAGCGCAACGCAUCAAAUCAAAGCACGGAAGCGAGGACUCGUACUUGGAACAAAGUCCCAACGUAUCAAUGGACAUGUACAUGUGUCGACAUGUUCUCCCAUCGUCGACCCUUGGGAUGGGGCAGACGAGCCGGCAGCACUAG